Venturia canescens is the source of this 1161-nucleotide messenger RNA. Its product is annotated as speedy protein A-like. NCBI's taxonomy places the organism in Eukaryota, Metazoa, Arthropoda, Insecta, Hymenoptera, Ichneumonidae. The transcript is spliced from 4 exons. Gene Ontology annotation, biological process: positive regulation of cyclin-dependent protein serine/threonine kinase activity. The coding region runs from base 31 to 642 and encodes 203 amino acids. The record is from RefSeq and is a predicted model, not a curated record. Gene Ontology annotation, molecular function: protein kinase binding.
UCUUUUCGUCCCGUUUCCUGUCAAAGCGGAAUGAUCAGUAUUCGAAAAGAUAUGGGAGACAUUAUGAAGAUGAAGGAACAAUCUGAUAAAAAUGAGCAUUGGCAGGUUCAACUUACACAACGACGAAGAAUAAUUAUUCCGAUAAAACAGUGGAACGUCGAUUAUUUUUUCAAAAUUAUCGACGAAGGACUGGAGGAUUUUCUGAAAUAUGACAGAUGCUACAAAUUGGCAGACAAGUAUCUCAUCGCAAUGGUGUUCAUGUAUUUUCUCAGAGCAUCCUUUCACCCGGAGGAAUACACGCGUUUCAACUUUUACGUUGCUUUAUAUUUGGCGCACGACAUGGAAGAAGAUGACGAGGAGACGCGUACCGAUUUACUGACUUGGUCACCGGUAGGAUCUCCUGGAAUCUGGACACCUACGUUGCUAUUGCGCGAACGCGAGGAACUUUUUAAGAGGAUAGAUUGUCGUGCUGUCGUCUCUCGUAUAUGUUGCGAGCGUCUCAUGAGAAUCGCAAGACCGAAUCAUCCGAUAUGGAAAAGACAGAGACACCCUGUUCACGCUGGGGCGAUACCACGAUUUCAUAAGGUCCAGAAUGUCUGUCCGAAUUGUAUAGGAUACCGAAUGUCCGAAUCGUCGUCAUGAUGAGUAUGGGGAUAGUCGUGGCGCCCGGGCCGCCACAUCGAAGAGAACUUCAUAGCAAUAACUACUCAUUUGAUAACUUUUCUGGCAUAUCGAAUCGAUCUACAAGGUCUCAUAUUCGUCAAAUGAUUCGAUCAUUGUUUUAUCGUAUUGAAAAUUUCAUUGCGACAUCAAUUAACAAUAAUUGAAUUUUUAACCAAAUAAUUAUAACUUAUUUAAGCUUAGAAGUUGAUAAUAAUAAUUCAGGACAGCGACACGGUGAAAUAGGAAAAAAAAGUGUAUUUCUACAUUUAUCUUGCCUUACACGUGGCUUAUCGUACUACAUGUCUAUAAAAAGAAGACGCGAAAAGUGAGAAUUUUUUUUUUUUAUGUUAUUAUUAUUAUUAUUACUAUCGUAAUUAUCGAUGUUGCUGUUGUUGUUGGAGGAAAAUGCCGUGAUGAUGUCAAACGACAAGAGUGGGUGUUGGGGGAAAGAUUAUACGUAAAUGUAUGAUAAAAAUAAAAUAAAAAAAUAAAAAAGUU